CAGGAAGUCUGGUGGUGGGAAUGCCAGGACAGGACACAGACCCGGUCAGGAGAAGCGCGGGCACAUUUUUCCGAGAAACUGCCUCCCACGGAGGGACAAUAAUCAGAGGCGGACCGGACCGGACUGCUAAAUUGAGGCGGGGGAGACUUUGAGGAACCAGGAAGAACAGCAAUUCAAGCAUGGAUCAAAGUAGCGAAGGAUGUACAAAAAAGAUUAGCAGUAUGAAUAUUGACAAACUUAUAAAGGAUUUUUCACAGAUAGAAAAGAAAAUGAUAGAAACCAGUGGAAAGAAUAACAUACUGGAAAUUCAGUUGGAAAAGUGUACCUCUUUAUUAAAAGUAGUGCAAACAAAAGAAGCCUCAAUUAAAAAAGAAUGUGCUGCUCUUCAUGAUAUGAUAAAAGGGCUACAACAGACCAUUGAAUAUCAACACAAUUUGAGAGGUGAAAAUGAACAACUAAAAAGAAAUGCUGAUAUGACAAGGGAAAACCUGAAAUCUCACAAACAGGACUAUAAGAAUAAUAUUGCCAAACUUGUACAUGAAAUGAAAAUCAAAGAGGAAGAACAUAAGAUAGAAAUAAGCAAACUUUAUCAAGAUAUGCAGAAAAAAGUUGAAUUAAAUGAAGAAAAGCACAAAGAUCUAAUAAAGAAAAAGGAGAUGGAAAUCUCAGAGUUAAAUACAAAGUUAAUAACUCAAGAAAAAGAAAAGCAAAAUGAAAUAAUCAAACUACAGCUGGAGUUUGAUGCCAAACUAGCAAGAGUUCAGACUAAGUCAAAACCAUAUCCAGAUGCUACUAUUUCCCCACAGAGUAUCUACAGAAGGAAGCUUCAACAUCUUCAAGAAGAAAAAAACAAAGAGAUUGCAGCUCUUCGUAAUACCAUUCACAAUUUGGAGCAGCGCCUUUCUAUUGGCAAAGAUUCUCACCUUAAACGUAGACGAUUUUGAAUAUAGCAGUAAAUUCAUUAAUUACUAUUUACUUUUUUUAAAAGCAAUUGAAAAAUUCACUUCCAUUUUCAAUAUAAGUAUACUACCUAAAUAGCCUAAAUAAUAAAUGAGACAGCUUUAAACAUUUUUAUUAUUGAGUUUAUUUAGACAGAUCCAUACCUUGGCCAAUCAUCUACUACAUUCUUGCUUAAUGGUAUUAUCCACAAAGGAGUUCAAGUUUAUAGGGUUUCGUUUACCUAUUAAACCAUCAUUGACUAUGGAAAUACUCUCUAAGCAGUCUAUAGACAUUUCUUUUUUUCUUUCCCAUUAUAGCCAUUCAAAAUUCAGAAGUGUGACAUAACGUUAGAUAAAGAAAAUAA
Messenger RNA from Heterocephalus glaber (naked mole-rat), 1303 nucleotides. RefSeq names its product coiled-coil domain containing 152 (gene Ccdc152). The record is from RefSeq and is a predicted model, not a curated record. NCBI's taxonomy places the organism in Eukaryota, Metazoa, Chordata, Mammalia, Rodentia, Bathyergidae.